Paramecium octaurelia is the source of this 2048-nucleotide messenger RNA. The record is from the annotation of a GenBank genome assembly. NCBI's taxonomy places the organism in Eukaryota, Ciliophora, Oligohymenophorea, Peniculida, Parameciidae.
AUGGAAGAAAAGAAGUUAUUAGAUAUAGGAACUCAAGGGCUACCUUCAGAUGGUUUCCAAAACCACUAUUUUUCCCCUAACUUACAACAAGCUGAAUUGCAUGGAGUAAAAUUGUUUCUGAUUAAAGAAAGCAUAUAAGAUUCAUAAAGGCUUUCAAACUGAUUCUUAAAGGUGUUAGUGUUGCAAUUCUCACUUGAUUCAAGACUAAUUUACCUUAUUUUGCAAUAUUAAAGAAUUCAAACAUAAUCGGGCUGCACAUUUAUACUUUUUACAACUCCAAUAGUUUAUAUUUCUAUUUUGCAUUCCAUGGUAUUAAAUAUUUAAUUAUUAGUGCUAUUUUUCUGCCUUAUGCUUUGUAUUUCAAUUCUCAAGGUGAUUAAUGUGAAAAAAUGAAAAAUUGCAUACCAAGCUAUUAUAAUAAGUUCUCCAUAUGGAAUUAAACUUAAGAUUACUUUGAGUUGGAUGACUUUUAUUUAUAAAUCUUUUACCUUCUAACAAUAUUAUUAAGCACGAUAGGGGUUUAUCUAAUGUUAUUUGGGAAUAAAUACAAAUCAUUCCUUAGCAAUUCAUGCUCUAGAGCCUUUCUUUUGUAAUCAGUAAUGACAAAUUUUGUUCAAACGGAAGUUGAAUUUUCAAAACAAAUUGGAACAUCACAAAAUCAUUCAUAUAUUAAGGUGCAUAGUUUAGAUAAAUUUUAAGAGUCUAUUAAAAUCUAAGCAGAAGGAAAUUAUCUUUUACUUCAUCUUGAUAAGUAUCAAUUGCUGUAUACUUUAUAGUUAAUGCCAUGCAUUAGAGAAAGCUAUAUUUUAAGAUAAAAUAAAUCCUCAAUUAAUACAAUAAGGAACCAUAAUCAUCUUUCCUUCAGAAGUAAAUAGAGAUUUAUACAUAGGACGAAAAAAUUCGCUUUUAAAUCGAAAAUAAUGAAAUUAUUGUACCAGAUGGAGUGCAAAGAUAUAUAACUUAAAAUUAUACAAAAAAUAAUUGGGAAGCCAUUCUAAAGAUUUUUGCUAUUAUCAUCAUUGCUUUAGUAACCAUUCUAUCUUUGGCGUUAAAUGUCUACAUAUAAACAAAUUAUUUAAACACUAAAUCUACUCUAGGGUAAGGAAAUUUCCUCACAAUUCUGUUUUAGAUUCUAUUAUAUUUAUAAAUGCAUAUUUCAAGUAUGAUAGCCAAAAGGUUGCUUCAUCAUAACAAUUACUAAUAAAUAUAUUUCACUGUAUUUAUCUUUAUUUAAGUAGUGUCAAGUCAUCGGUUUUAAAAAUAUAAAUAGGCUAUUUUAUCCUACAUCCAAUUAAGAAGCAUAUUUGUAAGAAAAUGGAAUUAUUGAUAACCUAAUUGUACUUUGCUAUUUGAAUAUCCUUUUACCAAAUCUAAUUACAAUAUUUGACUUUAAAUAUCUCUCUAAGUAGCUUAACAAACUGUAUAUGAGAAGAUACUAAAAGACAAAAUUAGCAUAAAUAGAAAUUAAUAAACUGUUUGAAGCAAGGCAAUUAUCUUUUGAAUAAAAAUAGUAUAACGUCUUCUAAAUCUGUUUAAUUGGGUAAAUAUUUAUUAUCGACUUACCGUUGAUUGCCCCAAUUAUAAUAAUAGCCCUUUGUACUAUAUAUUGGAUUGACAAAUUUAUUUUUGUUAAGAAUUGUAUUCCAUUCUAAAAUUCAUGGGGAGAUGAUAAUGCUGUAGAAAUAUAAAAGUAGUAGUUUUUACUCUUUUAUAUUAUGUAUUGUUUGUAAAAUUUUUUCUUUUUUGAUAACCCUAUUUUGAUAUUUGGGAUGUUGGGUUAUGUUAUAUUCUUCAAAAUUUUGAUGGGUCGAAAUUUGGAUAAAACAGUAUUUCAAAAUAAAUAAAUUAUUAAAACUGAGAAAUUGAAAGAAUACGCAUCAUAGUAUGAUCCAGUUCACACCUUUGGAGAAACUUAGCAUAUUAAACAUCAAUAUCUAUUUCAUACCUUUAAAAUCCUUAAACAACAUCUAUAAAAAGUAAAGUGUAAAUAUUUAAUUAAAUAGAAAUUUCGAACAGUAAGAACUUAGAUAGAGGAUUUUUCGGAUUGA